Molecule: messenger RNA, 378 nt
Organism: Dovyalis caffra
Lineage: Eukaryota; Viridiplantae; Streptophyta; Magnoliopsida; Malpighiales; Salicaceae
Source: the annotation of a GenBank genome assembly
AUGGAAAAGGAGGAGCAGGCUCUUGAACUUGAGAGGAGGCGCCUUGCAAGGCUGCAAAUGACCCGGAAGCCAAUGGCUGAUCAAUCUUACUUUGGCCACUGUGUGCACAAUAAGUUCAGUUUGCCAUCGGCAGAACAUUUUGGUCAUCUGUUAGAUGUUAUGAACAGUGAUGAUUCACCAACUGAUGACAAAUUCAGACACAAAGAUACCAAUCACUCUGACCACGACAGGCCAAAAUCUUACACCAAUGAUGGGCUGAAAAACUACUCUACACAAGAACACAAAGGUAGGAUUACAAAAAGAAAGAAGAUACCAAAGAGAAAAAAAAGGGUUCCGUCAAGGCAAAUUUCAGCCUUGAGAUUAGGAUAUUCAUCGUGA